Molecule: messenger RNA, 1215 nt
Organism: Brassica napus (rape)
Lineage: Eukaryota; Viridiplantae; Streptophyta; Magnoliopsida; Brassicales; Brassicaceae
Exons: 1
Coding region: 1-1215 (404 amino acids)
Source: RefSeq, a predicted model, not a curated record
AUGAGUGGUCGCUAUUCAAGAGAAGAAAAGAAGAAAUGGAUUACGGCUCAAAACCAAGCUAAACGAAAGCCACUAGUACAAAUUCCAGAUACAGAUACUACUGCUCUGAUUGAGGAAAAAAAAUUUACCCUUAUUGGGAGGGUAACAAACCCAACAGCUCAAAAUACGAAGGCUCUGGUUGACUUCUUCCUCCAACACUGGAAUGUUGCUGGUCGUUUCACCGGAAGAGCUCUGGGACCUCUCAUGUUCCAAUUCCGCUUUGAAAAUGAAAGGGACCUCCUCACCAUUCUCAACAAGGCCCCUUUUCAUUUCAAAAGAUGGAUGCUACUCAUCCAACGCUGGGAGCCAGUGGUCUCCGACAAAUUCCCAGCUUAUCUACCCUUCUGGAUUCAGAUCCACGGAGUGCCUCUGCACUAUUGGGAAGAUGGAGCACUAAGAGCCAUAGGAAAAGAACUAGGUGAGGUGGAAGACUGUAUUCCCACUCAGGCCAAGGUUCGAGUCCUCAUCAAUGGUCUUAACCCUCUGGAGAUGACAAGAGAUAUAAGCUUACCGUCUGGUGAGAUAAUACCAGUGAAGUUUGACAACGACAAUCUUGAAAAACACUGCUUCAAAUGUUUCUCCCUCACACAUAAAAAGGAUGAUUGUCCCCUCUAUGAAAACGCUCGCGAGCGGGGUAGAAGCCCACAAUGGCUAGGAAUAUCCCAAAGCAACAGUAUGGCUCGCCUUGAUGAGAAAAGGAGGAAAUAUGAAGACAUGAGAAGAGAAAAAGCUCCCCUCAUCAAGAAAUAUAGAGAACAUUCACUGCUGUACUCAAGAAGAAACGAUUAUGAUGAUCGUCGAGAAGAACCACAGUACAAACCCAGACACCAGCGCAAUUACUCACCAGUGGUGAGUGAAUAUCGAAGAGGAGGAGAAGACCCCAGUAAUGAUAGGUCCCUCUCACGAGCCCCUAAUGCUCAAAAUGGAAGUAGAGGAAGCCUUCAAGUCGUUGACAGGCCAAACAAAUAUGUUGAGCCAUAUCGCAAUAACAGAGACAAGCAGGAAGUUAAAGUUGAGUACAGGAGAGUACCUAGCCCGGAGGCAGGAUCAAAAUCUAUCCAAUCUCCGGCCCUACCUAUUAGUCCACACUCAUCAGACUUAAGAAGAACUCUGUCACGACGAGAAGAAGAAGAAGACUCUGAUCCUCAUAUCUCUGCAGACAGACGCCUAAAUUAG